Molecule: messenger RNA, 1040 nt
Organism: Cokeromyces recurvatus
Lineage: Eukaryota; Fungi; Mucoromycota; Mucoromycetes; Mucorales; Mucoraceae
Product: Alpha/Beta hydrolase protein
Exons: 5
Coding region: 149-946 (265 amino acids)
Biological process (GO): protein depalmitoylation
Cellular component (GO): cytoplasm
Molecular function (GO): palmitoyl-(protein) hydrolase activity; carboxylic ester hydrolase activity
Source: RefSeq, a predicted model, not a curated record
CUAUUAUAUUAUAUUUACCUGUACGCCUCUAUAAUAAAUACAUAUGAUUGAAAAAAAAACAGCAUAAAUAUGUGACAGUUUCUCAUAUUUCCACUUCUUAAUAGCAUUUUUUUUUUUGUUCUUCCAACUAUAAGCAUCCUUUAUUUAAAUGCAAACCAUUAACGUCCAAAAAGCAAAUUUUACUCAAAGGAAUAGAGCUACUCCACCAGAUCCGAAAAAAGUUAAACUUAAAUUUGAUUAUUCAUCUAGUCAAGAUGGGGUUGAUUUUAAUCUUCUCAUCUUAUUACACGGCUUAGGCGAUACAAAAAAGCCAUUUUUAAAUCUUGGGAAAAAGCUUCAGUUACCUCAAACUGCUAUAUUAUCUGUACAAGCACCAGAAGAGAUACCCUAUAUGGAUGGAUGUUAUCAAUGGUUUCCUAGCUUUAACAUGUUAACGGUCCUAACAUCAAGAAACCCUGAAAGAUGGAAAGGAUUAUUACGUACACGCGCUUUAAUGAACGAACUUAUAGAUCAUCUUAUUCGUAGCUGUGGUUUUAAUCCAUCUAAUAUAUUCUUAUUUGGGUUUUCUCAGGGAGCUACGAUUGCUCUAGAUGUGGCUAUGUUUGGUAAAGUGCCGAAUUUAGGUGGUGUAGUAAGUAUUAGUGGCUAUUUACUUGAAGAACAAAGUAAUGAACAAAGUAAAUAUGCUGGAUAUAUUCUCAUUACUCAGGGUGAUAAAGAUAAUACGAUUGGCAGUAAAUCAGAGGCAGAAAAAAGGUUUAAAAUGAUUAAAAAUAAAUGUUCUCCUUCAGCAGAAGUAUCUCAAGUUUUUAUCGAAAACAAAGACCACACUAUGCCUACUUCUGAGAAAGAAUGGCGUAUAAUUCAUACAUUCUUUGGAAAAAAUAUGCCAAGACGAAAUAUUGAAUUGGAGAAUAUGUCCGAUGUUUAUUUAGUCAAUCCUUAAAAAAAAAGUAGUUAUAUUUUACCCCAUCCAUCACCAAAUUCUCCACAAUACUUAUUAAAUUCAUUAAACGUAUUACACCAUUUUUUGUAAAGUA